UUUUAUGCUUUGAUUGAUUGAAGGAUACUCAUCUCUUUGGAUCUAUGCUUGGCUCACAUUCGAUGGAAUUAUGUCUUUACCGAAUAGAAGGAGCUCUAUUGUGACGUAUUUAGUGCUUGUGCUGCUGGAGUGUUACUGGGAAGCGGUGUCCGGGCAGCUCUCCUACUCCGUCUCAGAGGAGGUAAACCCGGGUACUUCUGUGGGAAAUAUCGCUAAGGAUCUAAACCUCAAUGUCCUGGAGUUGGAGUCGCGUAUGUUUCAGAUUGUCACCGGGUCCAAGAGAAAGUAUUUCGAGGUAAAUCUAAAGACUGGUGUUCUCUAUGUGAAUGAGAGAAUCGACAGAGAAGAGCUCUGUGCGGAGGAUCUUACAUGUACAGUCCUUGUAGAGGCGGUUAUCAGCAAUCCGUUGAAGCUUUAUCGAAUAGAAAUAAAUAUUCUAGACGUUAAUGAUAAUUCCCCGUCUUUUCCUACGAGGUCACAACAUAUCAAUAUAACAGAAAACACGUUAACCGGUGCUAAAUUCCCCCUAAAAUCCUCUCAUGAUGCGGAUGUUGCUAAGAAUACCGUUAGUACAUACAAGCUUAGUCUCAAUGAAUAUUUUUCUCUAGCUACACACACAGGAGGAGAGAGUGUGUCUGCUGAGUUAGUGCUGCAGAAAGCUUUAGACCGAGAGAAACAGCCUGUGAUCCAGCUCACACUGACCGCUGUAGAUGGAGGAAAUCCACCGAAGUCUGGUAGUAUGGCUGUUAUAGUUAAUGUGUUGGACAUAAACGACAACCCCCCUGUUUUCAGUAAAUCGCUGUACAAAGCCAGUGUUUAUGAAAACGUACCGAUUGGAAACUCAAUAAUAACACUAAAUGCUACUGAUUUAGACGAAGGACCAAAUGGUGAAGUGUUUUUUUCAUUUAGCGAGUUUGGAAAAGGCAACUUUGCUGAUAUUUUUGUAGUGGACACAAAAACUGGGACUGUUACAAACAAAAGAAAAAUAGAUUUUGAAGAAAACAAAGCUUUUGAAAUCCGUCUUCAAGCAAGUGAUGGGGCCAACCCUCCGAUGACGUCUCACUCCAAAUUGUUGAUUGAAGUACUAGACAUAAACGAUAAUGCCCCUGAGAUAUCAGUAACGUCACUCUUAGACACAGUAAAAGAGGACGCUAAGGUGGGCACUGCAAUUGCUCUCGUGUCAGUCCUCGACAAAGAUGGUGGCAAAAAUGGGUUGGUACAUUGUGAGGUUAAGAAUAAAGUCCCUUUUAAAUUGGAGACAAACUAUAAAAACUAUUAUUCAUUAGUAGUCAAUGGUCCUCUAGACAGAGAGAGCGCAUCUCAUUACAAUGUUACCAUCGCAGCUACGGAUGAAGGGACCCCGCCUCUCUCCAGCACCAGCAUUAUUACUGUACACGUUUCUGACGUGAAUGACAACGCUCCUCGCUUCUCAGAACCAGUGAUUAAUGUUUAUGUUAAAGAGAACAGUCCGGUAGGAGAAGUCAUUAAAACCGUGUCUGCAGUUGAUGAUGACGUCAAUGAAAAUAGUCAUGUGACCUACUCAUUCUUAGAGAGUAAAAACAACUCAGUACCGCUGUCUACAAUGGUCAACAUAAAUUCAGUGACAGGAGAUAUAGUCAGCCUUCAGUCUUUUAACUAUGAGGAGAUAAAAACAUUCCGUUUUAAAGUUCAGGCCACAGACUCUGGUGUUCCUCCGCUCAGCAGCAACGUGACUGUGAACGUUUUUAUUCUGGAUGAGAAUGACAACAGUCCUGGGAUUCUCGCGCCCUAUUCUGAUCACGGCACCGUUAACUCUGAGAACAUUCCCUAUUCUGCUGAAGCGGGCUACUUUGUGGCCAAGAUCAGGGCUGUAGACUCCGACUCUGGCUACAAUGCGCUGCUUUCUUAUCACAUCUCUGAGCCCAAGGGAACCAACCUCUUCCGAAUCGGAACCAGCACAGGGGAACUAAGGACUAAGAGGCGAAUGAGUGACAGUGACCUGAAAACUCACCCGUUGGUCGUGAUGGUUUCUGAUAACGGAGAACCCUCACUGUCAGCGACUGUGUCUAUUGAUGUAGUGGUGGUUGAAAGUACAGGUGAAAUCCAGACUCAAUACAGAAUCGUACCAAGAAAGGAGGAGAGCUUCUCUGAUUUAAACUUGUAUUUGCUCAUCGCCAUUGCCUCGGUGUCAGUGAUAUUUUUCCUGAGCCUGAUCAGUUUAAUAGCUGUAAAAUGCUUCAGGACAGACGACAGUUUUAAAAGGUACGGCGCCCCAGUGAUCACCACACACCCUGACGGGAGCUGGUCUUACUCUAAAUCUACUCAGCAAUAUGACGUGUGUUUCAACUCAGACACAUUGAAGAGUGACGUAGUGGUUUUCCCCGCACCGUAUCCACCUACAGAUGCAGAACUGAUCAGUAUUAAUGGAAAUGACACGUUUGACAGGACUCAGACAUUACCCAACAAAGACAAGGUAAGACAUCAUGCUUUCAAUUAG
Salvelinus namaycush (lake trout) is the source of this 2476-nucleotide messenger RNA. Its product is annotated as protocadherin alpha-4-like. Lineage: Eukaryota; Metazoa; Chordata; Actinopteri; Salmoniformes; Salmonidae. Bases 71 to 2476 code for a protein of 801 amino acids. Gene Ontology annotation, biological process: homophilic cell-cell adhesion. The transcript has a single exon. Gene Ontology annotation, molecular function: calcium ion binding. The record is from RefSeq and is a predicted model, not a curated record. Gene Ontology annotation, cellular component: plasma membrane.